This is a messenger RNA of Suillus clintonianus, 1002 nucleotides long. RefSeq lists its product as uncharacterized. The coding region runs from base 1 to 1002 and encodes 333 amino acids. The transcript has 6 exons. NCBI's taxonomy places the organism in Eukaryota, Fungi, Basidiomycota, Agaricomycetes, Boletales, Suillaceae. The record is from RefSeq and is a predicted model, not a curated record.
AUGUCAUCCUACACCCCAAAGACAGAUCUGUGGAUCGAACGAAGCCGUCUCGCUGGAAUAAUAAUAGGGGCUGUGUCAUAUGGUGUAUACUUUCUCCUUACAGUACAAUCCAGCAUCGCUCUCGUGCGGCGGCCUCGACAUGGGGCACAAAUUGCAAACCAUCGUCUUGCGCUUCUUUUUUACAUUUUCAUCACGUUCGCAUUGGGGACGAUAAGCUUUGCUGCAAACGCAAAAUAUACGGAGAUGAUUUGGAUAGACCUUCGCGAUGCGCCUGGUGGACCGCUCACACUAAUCCAAAACGAAAUGGCUUAUCGUAUAAACGUACUGGCACUUUCCUCUGGCCACGUCCAGGAGUGGUUUAUGUCGGCUCUGCUCCUAUACCGCUGUUUUGUGAUAUGGAACUGGUUAAAAUGGGUGAUGAUCCCGAUGACCACACUCUAUAUUGUCAUGAUCGCAUUGUCUGUUCUUAUCCAGGUGGAGGCGAGCUCCGGUGUAGUAUUUUAUAGUAUCGGCACCGAGCUUGCUUACCUCUGCGUCCAAGUGGGAUUCACCGUGAUUUAUACCGUCCUCGUCGCGCAUCGUUUACUCAACAUGCGAAGCCAGAUGAAGCAGGCCGUGGCCCAUUAUGAUUCUAGUCUUUAUGAUACCGUCGUCCUCAUGCUCAUCGAGUCUGCCAUGUUCUACUCUAUGUUUGCUAUUACUUUCAUAGUUGCCUUUGCUCUGCAUUUAAACGGUAUCACUACCUUAUGCUUCCUGUCUGUUGGCCAAGUGCAGGGAAUUGCGCAACUGUUCAUCAUCAUCCGUGUCGCAACGGGUCGGGCAUAUACAAACGAAUGGUCGACCCGAGUUGCUGCAGCACCUACGACUGUAGUAUUCUCAGGCAUUGCAUCAGACACAACAGAAGAACCAACCGACGAAGAAAUAGCUAGGCCAGAGCAGAACGUUGUUCGGAGGCAUUCUACUUCCGAGAAAGCGGCAGAAGUAGACGUGUGUAUAGCAUAA